Molecule: messenger RNA, 1852 nt
Organism: Notothenia coriiceps (black rockcod)
Lineage: Eukaryota; Metazoa; Chordata; Actinopteri; Perciformes; Nototheniidae
Gene: pdcl
Product: phosducin-like
Exons: 4
Coding region: 119-1039 (306 amino acids)
Biological process (GO): regulation of G protein-coupled receptor signaling pathway; heterotrimeric G-protein complex assembly
Cellular component (GO): cytoplasm
Source: RefSeq, a predicted model, not a curated record
ACUCCUCUACAUCCGUGACGGGGGGUUGCUGCAGCUAAGCUAGCAGAUUAGCUCACGGGAGCUUUGGGAGUUCUCACAUUUCACUGACGGUAGCGGGUCAUAAAAUCAAGGUGCGAUAAUGACGACUUUGGACGACAGGAUUCUGGGGGAGAAGCUGCAGUACUACUGCAGCAGCAGCGAGGACGAAGGCAGCGAAAACGAGGAUGAGGAGGGAGAGAAAAAAACCAUCCGUGAAGCUAACGUGGAGGAGCCGGAGAUCGACUACAGCCCUGAUGGAAGUGCUGUCAACACAGGACCAAAGGGGGUCAUCAAUGACUGGAGGAAGUACAAGCAGCUUGAGGUGGAGCAGAAACAGGAGCAGAAGAAAGAGAUGGAGAGGCUGAUCAAGAAACUGUCCAUGACCUGCCGCUCCGACCUCGACCAGGAGAAAGACAAACUGAAAGAGAAGGAGCUGCAGGACAAGAUCAAAGGCAAAAUGACCGUGCAGGAGUACAACAUGCUGCAGGAAGGACAGGAUGACGAAGACUUUCUCCAGCAUUACCGCAUGCAGCGCAUCGAGGAGAUGCGGCGCCAGCUCUGCCACGGCAAGCGCUUCGCUCAGGUCUACGAGCUGAGCUGUGGAGAGGAAUUCCUGGAGGCUCUGGACAAGGAGGACAAGAGCAUCCUGGUGGUGAUCCACAUCUAUGAGCCCGAGGUGCCAGGCUGCGAGGCCAUGAGGGGCAGCCUCAUGUGCCUGGCUCAGGAGUACCCGCUGGUGAAGUUCUGCAGCGUGCGCAGCUCAGCCAUCAGCACCAGCGCUCUGUUCAGAGACAGCGCUCUGCCCGCCCUGCUCGUCUACAAAGCAGGGGAGCUGAUCGGGAACUUUGUGCGGGUCACGGAUCAGCUGGGGGAGGACUUCUUUGCCGUGGACCUGGAGGCCCUGCUGCAGGAGUACGGCCUUCUGCCCGACAAGCUGCCCAACAUCCAGAAGAUCAUCCGCAACGGAGCCAUCUUUCAGACCAUCGUUAGCGACGAGGACUCGGACCUGGAUAUAGACUAGACCCGUAGUGGCUAACAUGCACGAUCUGCUUGAGAAACAUGCGCUCAGUCUGCAUGGACUAUAGAUAAUAUAAUGUAUGUGGACCCCUGUAGUGAUGACGGACCGAGCCAGGACUACCCUGUUACAACUCGCACAGCAACACAACAGAAGCAUUUAAAAGUAAGCGCACAGAAAACUAUGUCUGCCACCAAGGAUUCUUUCACUUUUGACUAAUCUGCUGAUAAUCAUUUCAAAUAAUCCAUAGAUCUAUAAAAUGGUAGAACAUAGAGAACAUGCCCUUUUCACACACACAGGUUUAUUUAAAUGUCUCCCUUUGUCAGGUAAACCCACAUAAAUUCACUUAAAUAUGAUAUAAAAAAAACAUAGAAAAGCAGGAAAUCUCCAUAUUUGAGAGGCUGAAAGCGGCAUUUUCUACAAUUUUGGCAUGAAUUGAACUAUAUAUUAUCAAAAUAGUUGGAGAUAUAUUUUCAGUUUUAUGCUGCAGCUUUACACAGAAUAUCAGUGACCACUCCAUGGUAACCAUCAGUUAUAAUGAAUAAGAGCAGAUCCUAGCCAUUGUUAGUAUCUAGGAAUGAUGAUCCAUGCUGAGAAUGAUGUGGAAGUCAAUGUUUUGUUUGUGCUGUGAAUGUCAACUAUUUAUUCAUUGUGGUGUAACACAUUCCCUGUUUUCCUUCAUGUGCAUCUUCAGUAUAAUAAAUGUGUCACUCUGUAGAAUACAAACCCUGCAGCACCAACUGACUUUUGUUAAUUUUAUAACUUUUAUAUGUGCUGAUCAUUUCAAGUAGUGCGAAGAAUAAACAUGUUUGGACCCAC